Messenger RNA from Chaetomium globosum CBS 148.51, 1458 nucleotides. RefSeq lists its product as uncharacterized. The record is from RefSeq and is a predicted model, not a curated record. Bases 1 to 1458 code for a protein of 485 amino acids. NCBI's taxonomy places the organism in Eukaryota, Fungi, Ascomycota, Sordariomycetes, Sordariales, Chaetomiaceae. Gene Ontology annotation, molecular function: hydrolase activity, acting on carbon-nitrogen (but not peptide) bonds. The transcript has 2 exons.
AUGUCUCCCCUCCGCAGCAUCCUCACCGUCCACACCUCACUCCUCUUCGAUCCUAUUCAGAAAUCAUUUCUUGAGAAUGUCUCGGUCGAGGUCAACACCGUGACUGGUGCCAUUAUCCGUCUCCAUCACCGGAACACGCCGGAUCUCACUAGCCCCUUGUCAAACCGUGACAUCGACCUCCGCGGCAAACGACCGCUACCACUCCCUAACAAAUGCGCCACGAGUCCGCCGUCGAGCGGAUCGUGUGCGCCUACUACUACGCCCCGCGCGGCCCUCAUGGCCGGCUACACGACGUACCGCGACCUGGGCACGGAAGCCCUCGGCAACGCCGACGCCAACUUCCGCGACUGUGUCAACCGCGGCCUGACGCCCGGCCCGCGCCUCUUCGUCGCCACCGAGGCCCUCGCCAGCUCCGGCGGCUACGAGAUCCGCACUGAGAGCAAGCUCGCGCAUGGCGGGCCGUUGGGGCUGAGCCUGCCGCGCGCGGCCGAUCUCGUGGAUGGGGUGUGGGGGGUGAGGGGGGGCGUGAGGAGGCGGGUCGGGGAGGGGGCCGAUGUGCUCAAGUUUUAUGCGGAUUAUCGGAGGCGGGUCAUGCGCUUCCCGCCCGAUGUGCGCGGGCCAGGGGGCACGGUGCUGUUCCCGCCCGAUCGGAGGGAAAGGAACCCCGCGGUGGUGCUGUUUUCGCAGGAGGAGAUGGAUGCGAUUGUCGUGGAGGCCAAGUUGGCGGAUAUCCCCGUCGCGGCGCACGCUGCGGAGACGAGUACUGCGCUGAUGGCCGCGAGGGCGGGCGUCACGACGGUGGAGCAUGUGUUUGCUGAUCGGGAUGGGUGUAUGGAGGCCAUGGUGGAGGCCAUGGUUAGCAAGGGGACGAUUUGGGUGCCUACGCUCGCGACGGCCGAGGAGGGGUUUGAGGAGGAGAAGUACAACAGGUGCAAAGCCGCCGUCAAGGCGGCGUUUGAGAAGGGCGUGAGGGUCGCCACGGGCGGUGACACUGGGGUUUUUAACCAUGGCCUGAACUGCAGGGAGAUGGAGAUCAUGAUCGAGGCGGGCAUUCCGCUCGAGGAUGUCCUGGUGGCGGCCACGCAUACCGGGUGGCAUGCCUGCGGCGGCGACGCCUCGGGGUUCCGGUUCGGGUGGUGGGACGAGGGCAACCGAGCCGACAUCGUCGCCCUGGACACCGACCCGCGGAAGGAUGCCAAGGCGUUUCGGAAGGUCAACUUCGUCAUGAAGGACGCCCGGGUGUGGAAGCGGGAUGGCCAGCCCGUGGAUAUGGUGCCUGCCUCUGCCUGGCAGGAGGAGGCUGCGCUGUCGAUCGAUGAAGAGAGCGCGCGGUGCAAGCAGCAGACGGUGAAGGUCUCGAACCACGUGGCGCUGAGCAUCCGCGGCUCGGGGAACCCGACUCCGGCUGCGUCUGAUGUGGGCUGGGAAACUGACUCCUUCGACGUCAAGCUUGCUUGA